This is a messenger RNA of Anneissia japonica, 1900 nucleotides long. Its product is annotated as retinol dehydrogenase 7-like. The coding region runs from base 158 to 1120 and encodes 320 amino acids. The transcript has 5 exons. Gene Ontology annotation, molecular function: oxidoreductase activity. Lineage: Eukaryota; Metazoa; Echinodermata; Crinoidea; Comatulida; Comatulidae. The record is from RefSeq and is a predicted model, not a curated record.
AAGAAGGUGAACUUAGGAACUUUGGAACUGUGUUUACAGAGAGAGAGAGUGUGGUGGCUGUGGGCUAAGCGGACCUUUUUGACUGGUAUCGAUGCAUUUCUGUGCGUGUAACGUUGGGAACGUUUCAUUCAUCAGUGCCUGAACUAUAGCCAACACCAUGAUCAUGUACAUAAUUGCAGUCGCAUGCUUAUUAAUAGUUUCUUGGUUGUUGGAGUUGGUUUUACGAAUUCCGAAAGUACCAAAUUUAAGCAGCAAGUAUGUGUUAAUCACAGGGUGCGACUCAGGGUUUGGCAAUCAGCUGGCUAUCCAACUGGAUGGGAAAGGAAUUCACGUUAUAGCAGCAUGCCUGAUGGAGGAGGCAAGCAAGAAACUGAAGAUGUCGCUGUCGCAGCGUUCAUCUACGAUAGUGAUGGAUGUCACAGAUCACGGCAGUGUCCAGCAAGCGAUGCAUGAUGUCCAAGAGAUAAUCCCUGAAUCAAAAGGUUUAUGGGGUCUUGUAAAUAAUGCUGGCAUUGGUGGUUGUCUUGGUGCGAUGGAUUGGUGGAGCAGGGAGGAGUACAAGAAGGUGCUUGACGUUAACCUGUUUGGCUUGAUUGACGUCACUAAGGUGUUUACCCCCUUGCUGAAGCAGGGCAAGGGAAGGAUUGUGAAUGUGGCAAGUGUACUUGGUAGGGUUGUAGGACUAGUACCAGAGGCUGGCUAUUGCAUUUCAAAAUUUGGUGUUGAAUGUUUCUCAGAUGAAAUCAGGGUAUUAUUGAAAGCUUUUGGAAUAUCUGUCAGCAUCAUUGAGCCUGGGUUUUUCAAGACAGCUAUAUGUAAUCCAGAGAAUAUUUUGCCAAAAUUAAAGGAAAGAUGGAAAGAUUUAGGUCAAGAAAUCCAUGAGGAAUAUGGGGGUGAAGAAACUAUGAAAGAAAAAAUGAAUUCAGCUAAAGACUUUCUGAUCAAGGCACCUUCUACGAGAACCGAAAAAGUAGUGGAUGCCAUGGAACAUGCACUGACUGCCAAGUACCCAAAGAAACGUUACAGUGUUGGCCUCGAUGCCAAGUUGCUAUGGAUACCACUCAGCUACAUGCCAGCUUUUAUCACAUAUGCUUUCCUGGGAAGGGCAUUAAAAUGCUAAUUUGUCUCGCCUCUGGAGCAAACAUCAUAAUUUGUUAUUGUGGGACAUUUUUGGAAUCUGAUGCAAGAGUCUAUCUACAUUGGUACCUGCAUUCAAUUUUUAUUUAUUCUUGAUACAAAAUCACAUUGGUACAUGCCUUUAAAUAAUUGAAGUGAGCUAUAUGUCAAGCAACCAAUCAAUCGGUACAUUUUUACCGCCAGAAUCCAUUGCAGUAACAGUGAUGAUUGAUGGCGCUUAUGAAAAAGUCAAACUCAGAAGUUUUAAAUAUUAUGUCUGUAGCAAUAUAUAGAAUUGAAAUAUGUAUAGGCCUAUAUACAUAAUUCUUCAAGUCCAGCUAUUUGAUUACAAAAGAAUUGAUGAACUGGUAUGAAUAAGAUUGAUUUAAUGGUGGCCUGGCUUCCCUCUCCCCCUUGAUUCUGAACAAGUGCUUUUAACCUCUCAUUGGGAAGAUUACGUUUGAUGACAUCUAUAUGAUACGAUCUUGCGUGUAUGGUGUGGUGUUUGGCUUUAGGUAUGUUCCUAAUGCUGUAACCACUAUUUUCAAUAUUAUACUGUGUUAUUGCAACUUGGGUACAGAAUUCUAUUAAGUACGUAUAUGUGAUUGAUUGUUCAUUGGAUGUUUAUUAAAUCUAAUGUGCAAUAAACUCACUUUGUAAGACUAUGCCAGUCUCCAAAAUUGCAUAUUAAUUAAUUUAUAGUAAUUUUAUCCAUUUUAGUUAUACAGAUAUUGUACACUACACUCUUCCAUUUGUGAUUAUUAAUAAAUUUAUAUUGAAAUUA